Messenger RNA from Saprolegnia parasitica CBS 223.65, 1804 nucleotides. RefSeq lists its product as hypothetical. The record is from RefSeq and is a predicted model, not a curated record. Bases 35 to 1804 code for a protein of 589 amino acids. The transcript is spliced from 9 exons. Gene Ontology annotation, cellular component: lysosome. Gene Ontology annotation, molecular function: cysteine-type endopeptidase activity. Lineage: Eukaryota; Oomycota; Saprolegniomycetes; Saprolegniales; Saprolegniaceae.
UUGCCUUUGGCCAGCAACCAAGCAGCAGCCGACGAUGAAGGUCCUGACGACGACGACGACGCUUCUGCUCGCGAUUACGACGGCGAUGGCCGACGUCUGCCAUGACCAUGCCACCGAGGCCAGCUGCCUGCAGUUCGACUGCGCGUGGUGCAAGUCGGCGGCAGUCAAGAGCUCGUGCUACGACCCGGACGAAGCGAGCCAGCUACCGCCGUCGAUCUUUGAGUGCGCCCGCCCCGCGCCCAAUCAUGGCUGCCAUUUCUUCAACACGGAAUCCGCGUGUCGCCAGAGCAAGGAGGGCGGCAAGCCGUGCUACUGGUGCGAGUCGGCGGCCGUCAAGUCGACGUGCUACAACGAGACCGAGGCCAAGCAACUGCCGCCGGCGAUCUUUCAGUGCGAACAUGGCCGCGCGCCCGUGUUUGCCCAUGGCGUGACGAGCCUCGUCGACGUCACAAACGAUGCCCAAGGACACGAGACAUGGCACGCGUCGGCGGAGGCGGCCACCACCAAAAACGGGGGUCAAUGCCACCUCUUCAAGAACGAGGAGGCGUGCACGAAUGCACAUGCGGCCUGCGCGUGGUGUGCGUCGGCGGCGGUCGCCAGCGCGUGCUACGAAGCCGACGAGGUGAGCAAGCUCCCGCCCGGCGUCUUUGCCUGCAAGACGUCCGAGACGUCGCCGAGCCAUGGGUGCCAUUUCUUCAACACGGAAUCCGCGUGCCGCAAGGGCAAGGAAGGCGACAAGCCGUGCUACUGGUGCAAGUCGGCCGCCGUCGCGUCCACGUGUUACAACGAAGACGAAGCCAAGAAGCUGCCGCCGGCCAUCUUUCAAUGCGAGUCAGGUGGUCCGACCCACUGGGCGCUGACCUCGGUGCCCACGUCCGAGACAAGUCGCCGCCUGCUCUUUUCGCAUUGGAAGGACGCCUUUGACGUCGCGUACGGCCAGCACGAGAACGAGGCAGCGCGCUUCGCCGCCUUUGUCGCCAACGCUGCGCUCGUUGCUACCCACAAUGCACGUGGCGAUCGUCCAUACUCGCUCGCGCUCAACGCCUUUGCCGACUCGACGUGGGCCGAGUUCCAAGCCGACUACCUCGGCGCCACGCCACAAAACUGCUCGGCCACCCAUCGCUCCGUCGUGACGGCGACGACGGAUGUGCCCGCGGCCAUCGACUGGCGCCGCGUCGACGCUGUCUCGCCGGUCAAGAACCAAGGCAAGUGCGGGUCGUGCUGGACCUUUUCGAGCACGGGCUGUCUCGAGAGCCACAACUUGCUCACGCAUGGGAAGCGCAUCCUCCUCUCGGAACAAAAUCUCGUCGACUGCGCCGGUGCCUUCGACAACCACGGCUGCAAUGGCGGUCUCCCGUCGCAUGCGUUCGAGUACAUCAAGUACAAUGGCGGCUUGGACACGGGCGCGACCUACCCCUACCACGCCAAGGACGAAACCUGCAAGUUUGACCCGGCCAACGUUGGCGUCCGCGUCCUCGACGUGGUCAAUGUUACCUCGCGCGACGAGACGCAGCUGAAAACGGCCGUCGGGACCGUGGGCCCUGUCAGCAUCGCGUUUCAAGUGGCGUCCGACUUUCGCUUCUACAAGGACGGCGUGUACGACUCGACCGAGUGCAAGUCGGGCGAAGCCGACGUCAACCAUGCGGUCUUGGCGGUCGGCUACAACACGACCACGUCUGGUGCACCGUACUGGAUUGUGAAAAACAGUUGGUCGGCGACGUGGGGCAUGGACGGCUACUUUCACAUUGCCCGCGACAAGAACAUGUGCGGCCUCGCCGACUGCGCGUCGUACCCGCUUCUCUAA